This is a messenger RNA of Symbiodinium pilosum, 1753 nucleotides long. The record is from the annotation of a GenBank genome assembly. NCBI's taxonomy places the organism in Eukaryota, Dinophyceae, Suessiales, Symbiodiniaceae.
GCGACGGCGGAGAGGGGCCGCAUCUCGGUCUCAAUCUGCUCCAAAAAGAAAGCAAGACAAGAAGGAGAAGGCCAAGGAGAAGCCUGCGCCAGCCCCUCGGCGGACACCAACGCCAUCACCAGCCAGGUCUGAGUCUCAAAAGAACCUGUCUGACUAUGAAGGGGAACUGUCCAGGUCGCCAUCCAGGCCGGCCAAGCGACGAGCACCGUCUCGGUCACCCGAGCGUGUGCCGCCGACCCAGUUCGAGGACUAUGAGCCGGCUGGGGAUGGCAGUGGCUGGUAUGUCUACAAAAAGACUGGAAAGUGGAAGUUUCACCCGGAAACGGGCCUUUACUUCCACUUGAAAACGCAGGUGUACUACACGCCCAAGGAAAGUGAUAAUCGCUUCUUCAGAAGGAUCGACGACGAUGACGAUCCUUUGGUGAAAAAGAUGAAGCAGUCUGAAGAGAUGAGAAAAGCCAUCUCUAAGACCGAAUUCGUCAAGUUCGAAGUGGAGGGAGCUCAGGCGGAAGAUGGCCCUCGUGUUGAAGAGCCCGCACCUGUGCCGAAGGCGCCGGAGAAGGAGGAAAGAAUGGAAGGGCGGGUCAACAAAUGGGACUCGGAGAAGGGCUUCGGCUUCAUCAUGCCGGCCGGGAAGGAGGAGGGCGGAGAAGUCGGCAAAGGCCUCUUUGUCCACCGGAAGUUCAUUGUCGGCAGCACUCCGACCAAUCCCAUCAAUCUGAAGGAGGGCGUCAAGGUCAGCUUCAAGCAAGGUACACAGGACAGCAAGCCCUGUGCGCUAGAGGUGUUGAUGUUGGGUGCGGAUGGCAAGCCGCUUCCCAUUCACGCUGGUGCCCAGACGCUGGAGGAGAAGAAGAAGAGCUACCACGUCUCGGCGGAGUCACUUGGUCUUCGCGUUCACUGCGAAAGCUGGCCUGGGCUCAAGAAGACCCUCCAGGACCGAUAUGUUCUGGACGAGCCGCUCGAGGAGCUGGGCGUGUACUUUGCCGUUCUGGACGGUCAUGGUGGAACGCAGGUGGCGGACAUGGUCAAGGAGAAGCUGCAUAAGAAUGUUCUUCAGCAAAUGAGGCAGAAGCAGGUGCAGCCUGCGUCUCGGGACGAAAAGAUCAAACUAGCGAUUAAAGAGGCUUUCCUCCAAACAGACAAAGAAAUCUUGGCUUUGGCGGAGCGCAAGAAGUUCGAGCUUGUUGGCUCCACCUGUGUUUCCGUGAUCCUCCACGGCAAUCCGAAGUUGGGCACAGCCUUGCGACUGGUGGUGUCCAACCUUGGAGACUCGCGGGCCGUGCUUUGCCGCGCAGGGCAGGCUGUGCCAGCUUCGGACGAUCAUCGGCCGACUCGAAUUGAUGAGAAGAAGCGCAUCGAGCGAGUGGGUGGUCUCGUUUUGCAGGUUCGUGGUGCGUGGCGUGUUGCCACCUCGACGAACCCCAACUCAAUGAACAAGGCAGCCAGGAGAGAAUACCAGGGCCUGGCCAUGACACGCUCUUUCGGGGACCUGCAUUUCAAGCGGCCAAUUGGAUUGGCAAUCGCGGAACCCGAAGUCCGGAUCGUCCCCCUGUCGGACAAGGACCUGUUCAUAGUAUUGGCGACGGAUGGUGUCUACGACGUCCUCAGCAACCAGGAAGUUAUCGACCUGGCUGCGAGGCACUGGCGAGAGCCGGAAGAAGCCGCAAAGAACAUUGUCCGAUCAGCCUACAAACGCGGCAGCGAGGACAACCUGACCGUCUUGGUGGUGCAAUUUGGUGGGACCAGCUGA